GUUGCCGGCAAAUUAUUAUAUUACUUACCUGGAUUUACAAUUGAGAAAACUUCACCUUUUUUUUCUCCUGUAAGAAUUUAUAAAUUGUUUUCCGCUUAAUAUUGUAAUUGGAUUUUGGAGUUUUAUUUAUCUCUGGAAUUUUCAUUGUGAAACUGGAAUGAGAUUGGAAUAAUAGUGUUGAUGAUCGAACUUUGGUUGGAAAGGUGAUGCACACUAUAUCCCAGACCAGAAAUUCUUACAGAUUUCAAGUGAAAGAAAAUGAUGCUUUACUUACAAAUGUGAUAUUGGGAAUAAAAUUUGUUAAAUUCGUACCAUUGAUUAGGCAGGACUUGCAAAUCAAAUAAGUGAAAUAAUAGGUGAAAAAAGUGUUAAAGUUUCUAUAUAAAUUUCUUUGUUAUAAAAGAAUAUAAAAGGAGAGUGUUAAAGAAUCUGAAAUUUGAUUUUGUCAUUUUUCGAAAAAGAAAAAAAAACCUGGAUAAGAAUUGAUAAUGGCUAGGAACCGGCCCCAUCAAAAUGUGACACGGAACCGGAAAAUAGGAAACCGUGGUAAAAUGCCUCAAUAUAAUCUAAAAUGGGGCGUAGAGGCUGACGAAGAAGACAGUUUUAGUGGGUCACAAGAUUCGAACUUUAGCCAGCAGUCCUCAGAUGUCUCCCUGGAUGAGGAGGUAGAAGCAAUACGCAGUGAAACCGCUAAACAGGCCCUGGCCCAGCUCGAUAAAGCACGGUUAAAGCCAGUAGCGUUUGCUGUUAGAACAAAUGUAUCAUAUGAUGGCACGGGUGGGGAUGAAAAUUCUCGUGCUCCGGGUCAAACGGUGUCUUUCCAAGUAAAAGAUUUCUUACAUAUAAAAGAGAAAUUCAAUAAUGAUUGGUGGAUAGGUCGGCUGGUAAAAGAAGGUUGUGAUGUGGGGUUUAUACCCAGUCCUGCCAAACUAGAGAGUAUUAAACAGCACUUGAGUGGUUCCAGCAGGUCCAAAAAUAACCCAACGAAGGGAUCUGCAUCAUCACAAAAUAUACCUGUAGAAUCUUUGCUGAGAACUAACUCAAGGGAAUCUACUACCCCACCCACUCCAGGUGUAGAUCAGGAGAAUGGAGCUGACAGUGUAGAUGAUAGUGAUAGUCUGGGGAAUUCUGGCUCAAAGAAGAGUAAUCUUACACCUACCAGUGCUGCGCCAAGUUCUGCUGGCCAAAAAGACAAGAAAAGACCGUUCUUCAAAAAGUCGGACAAUAUUUCUCCGUACGAGGUAGUGCCUUCGAUGCGCCCCCUGGUGUUGAUUGGCCCGUCAUUAAAGGGGUAUGAAGUAACAGACAUGAUGCAGAAAGCACUGUUUGAUUACCUCAAGCACAGAUUUGAUGGCAGAAUAAUCAUAACUCAUGUAACAGCAGAUAUCUCGUUGGCCAAGAGGUCGUUACUUAACAAUCCUAACAAACGAGGACUGAUGGAGCGGGCUAAUAGUCGAGGCUCAGGUUUAGGUGAGGUGCAGAAAGAGAUAGAGCGUAUAUUUGAGUUGGCGCGUUCGAUGCAGGUUGUAGUGUUAGAUUGCGAUACCAUUAAUCACCCGUCACAACUCGCUAAAACUUCUCUGGCACCAAUUAUAGUCUACCUGAAGAUUGCAUCACCAAAGGUUUUACAGCGUUUAAUCAAAUCUCGUGGAAAGUCACAGAGUAGGAAUAUGAAUGUACAGUUAGUUGCUGCUGAUAAAUUAGCACAAUGUAGUCCGGAUAUGUUUGACGUUAUACUCGAUGAAAAUCAAUUGGAAGAUGCUUGCGAGCAUUUAGCGGAAUUUCUAGAGGCUUAUUGGCGUGCGACGCACCCUGCAACGGGAGUACCUCAAUCCCCACGUAGAGACAUUCACUCACCUACCCACCUUUCUACUCGAGCACCACAUGUGACUAAUCCCCAUUUAAAUCCCCGUUCUCAUUCUUCAGACACUAGACCAGAAUCCCCAAAUGUUCCGAGAAGGGGACAUAGUGAAUUUCAUCGUGAUCGUCACCACGGUAUCGGGGAUACUCACGAUAGACCACAUACUACUCACGGGCCACACACGAGUGUCCCGGAUCGUUCGCGUACAGAUCAAAAGCAACAUGAAUUUGAAUCUAAUAUAGAAUUUGAUAAUGUUCGAGAUAGGGACUCGCAUAGAAAUUACAGUGGCCCAGGUGGGUCACAUGACCGACAGUUUGGCAAUUCUCCACGUGGUGGACGACACGUCUCGAGAGAAGGAACUAUAGAUAUUUAGUGAACAAAAGUGAAAGAUGUUCGAAAACAUCAGUUAAUAAAGUUUUUUACUAAGUAAAUGCCAAUUUUAUCUUUCAUUUUGUGACUGUAUUCUGACCAGGAGGGGUCAUUGGAGUCGAGGUUGGAGAGAUAAAAAAAGGAUGCACUAAGUUUCGCAAAAUUUUAAUUUUGACCUUAUUUGAUUAUGGCCAUGACCUUUUGAAUGAAAUUAAAGGUCAAAUGAUUAAAAGUGAAAGGUCACUCAAGUUCAAGGUCAUUUAUUUUGGAGUUGGAAUGAGGGUUGUGUAUGGAGGACAACUUUGUUGUGAAGAAAGCACUGUAGAUAAAAUACAAAGAUUUUUCCCCAGUUUUCUCUGUGCUUUACGUGUGGCAAAAAAAGACUUUGAUUUAAGAAAAAGUGUUACGAAUGGUCGUGAAAACAGCCAGGAACGAAGUGGUUCAAGGAUAUGUAUGAUCUAGAGGCAGUAUUGCCCUUUUUCAUGGAAAGACUACAAACAAAAAAGACCUUUUCUAAUCCAAGUUCUUCUGUUAUGUUAUAAAAACCAUUGUUGUAGGAUUUAUGUAUGACAAAAGUUUGUUUUUGAUGUUGGUUUCUUUCUUUAUGUAUAGAUAAGUGAAAAACAGCUAAAAGAAAAACUGUUUAUAAAAAGAAAUGAUAAUAAAGAUAAAAUUAAAACCUAUGAUAGAACGUGAAGCAAGAAUUCAGAAUAUAGGUUAUUUUAUUCUCAGAUGAUGACUUGAAAUGUUCAAGACAGUAGCUCGUUUCAAGUGAAAUAAUUCUAAAUGACCAAUACCUGACCUUUGGAAAAUAUUAAGAUUUUAAAAAAAAAGGGAAAAGAGGAAGUUUAAAAUUUUUUACAAGGAUACAUAAUUUAUUUCACUUAAAAAAUCACAAAUUUAACUUUGUAGAUAAAUUUUUUUUUCCCGUCAGAUUUCAAAGACGUAUUUAAUUGAAUAUUUUGUGAAGGAAAUUAAGGGUUUGAUAUGGCCACAGAUCACAUUGGUUUUUUUUGGUUUUUUCAAUCUAAUAGAGCACCUUUUUACUGUUUUUGUAUAUAUUGUCUACGAGUUGUAUAUAUGUAUGCACGCCGACUCGAUCAAGAUUAUCUUUUUGAAACUGUUUGCAUGUAUGUAUGUUUUUUGAAGUUUUUUUUUUUUUCGUUUUGAAAGAUGUAGAGAAUAUAAAUACACAUACAGUAAACUCGGCUUAUAGCGAUAUCCAGGUGACCGCAAAUUUAUAUUGUUAUGUUCGGAUAUUGUUUUAUCAGACAGACAACCAAUUUGAGAACUAGAGUCAGGACUGUAGCAACAGCAUUGUUAAAAGCGGUAUAUCAUUGUAAGCGGUAUAUUGAUAUAAGUGAUAUUGUUAUAAGUGAUAUCGAUAUAAGUGGUAUAUCAUUAUAAGCAGAAUAUCAUUAUAAGUGGAAUAUCUUUAUAAGUGGUAUAUCUUUAUAAGCAGUUUAUCAAUAUAUAUAAGUGGUAUAACGUUAUAGUCAAUAUUGUUUUAAGUGGUAUAUCUUUAUAAGUGCUGUAUCUUUAUAAGCAGUAUUUUGUUAUAAGUGGAGUUUACUGUAGUCGUUAUAUUUCAUGUAAAAGUUUUUUUUUACAUAUUUAAUAGCUGAAAAAAUAAAAAGAACUUUUUUUCUUGUCUGAAAAGUCUAUAACAAACAUGGCUUAUGAAAAUUGAUUUUGUUUGCAUGUGCAAGUUAUACACAUAAUAAAAUUUACAUAUGUUGCAUAUGUUAUACCCAUGUGUAAUAUAUGUUACUCAUAUGUGUAAUGUAGGUUAUACAAAACAUGUUUUGUGUAAAAUAUAUACAAGAUUUUCAACAUACUGUGUUUUGUACACGAUAGUUUAUUAAGUAUUUUGAGAUGUCUACUGAAAAUUCUAGGUAUCAUGGCAACCCCCAGGUAUCAUGGCAACCCCCAGGUAUUAUUGCAUCAAAGAUAUCAUAGGUUCUAGGGGCGUCCAUUGCAAAGUGGUUAAGGUCGUUGACUUCAACAACUUGCCCGUCAUAGCUCUUGGUUCAAAUCCUGACUGGGAUUUAUUCAUGUGAAGCUAUCCAGCUAAUAUACAAUACGUCAGUGGUUCUACUCUGAUGGUUGUUUGUGCCUGAAAUAAUGCAUGGAAGGGGCACCUGAGGUUUUCCUUCCACGAGUAAAGCUGGAAAGUCACCAUAUGAUAUAUACUGUGUUGGUGUGACAUAAAACCAAACCAAGAAAAAAUAUAUUUUUUAAAGGUUCUAUAUGCUUGGGAAGAACCAUUUAUCCUCGUAUGGCAUCAGUGCUGGUUAGUUUCAGGAUUCAGACUUGGGAAUUGUUAAAAGAUGAGACCCAGGCUCUCAUCAGAAUUAAGCUCAAAUUAAUAAUUGAAUAACUUAUAUUAAACACAUGUCCAACGCAAAAUAAAACACUACAUUGUCACAUGGUACAAAUGCAAACAAAAUCAAAAAAAGCAAAUAUUCUCGGAAUAAUUUUUUUUUGAAUGCAUGUUCGAAGAUAUUUGUUAAUCUGGAUUUUUAAAUAUUUGUAAAUCCAGGUUUUUCUGUAUGUUUGGUAAAAUUGUUAGUAUGUGCGAAAGUUUUUGUUACAUGAUUAUGUUAUAUAUAUAUAUUAAGAGAGUGUGACAUAUGUAAUCGUUAUAUUUGGUAAACUGCUAGUAGACGUGUGUAAUAAUUACACAUACAGUCAGCAUUUCAUACCAAUUCAAACAGAGAUUACCUUAUUUGAAACACGUACCUUGUCGAUUCAAACAUAAAUAAAGCUUUAAAAAAAAUUCAUAAGUGAUAAGAAAAAAAAUCAUGAACAGAAAGUCUAGUUUAGUGGACCCUAGAAACGUGUUUGAUAUUGUUUAUGUAAGC
Molecule: messenger RNA, 5094 nt
Organism: Ruditapes philippinarum (Manila clam)
Lineage: Eukaryota; Metazoa; Mollusca; Bivalvia; Venerida; Veneridae
Product: voltage-dependent L-type calcium channel subunit beta-1-like
Exons: 12
Coding region: 489-2234 (581 amino acids)
Biological process (GO): neuromuscular junction development; regulation of voltage-gated calcium channel activity; chemical synaptic transmission
Cellular component (GO): voltage-gated calcium channel complex
Molecular function (GO): protein binding; high voltage-gated calcium channel activity
Source: RefSeq, a predicted model, not a curated record